AUGAAGGACUUUGAAGCACGGUUGCCAGGCGAGCUUAAGGCCUUCGCAAAGCAGUCUCAAGAGUUCAGACUCAAGGCCGCGGAGGAGCACGAGCUCGUCGAGAAACUCCUCCAGCUUCUUGUUGAGAAGGAAAAGACCAAUGAGAAACUCCGAUUUGACCUCGAUGACCAAUUCGAGAGUCGUCGUCUCUGGCAGAAGCGAGCAACUGAUGUCGAAUCACGAAUUACAAGUGCACAACAAAUCCUCGUUCUAAUUGACGGCAAUCAACAUUUCUUCAAACAUGACCUCAUAAGAGCAGGGACAUCAGGAGCAAGAGACGCGGUGCGGGCGUUGAUCGAGGAGGCAAAAGAGUUUGCGGCUCAACAGCACAAGAACGACCUACCCGACAACAUUUCCGUGGUAGUGCACAUUUUCUCUGAUAUUGGGCGACUGGCCAGAGAUCUUUCUGAUGCGAAUCUUUUGCCUGAGCUCGACCAACUCUGGACUUUCAUCCAAGAUAUUUGCAAGACAGAGCCAUGCCUUACAGUCAGUGAUUGUGGUGCCGGCCAUGAGGCUGUGGAUGCAAAGUUGAAGCAAUUCUACGAAUUGCACAUCGAGAAUUGUCAUUGCAGGCAUUUAUUUCUGGCUCUCGGCCACGAAUCCGAGUACUACAAAAUCCUGCAAUUGUACAGUGAUGAUGAAUGCACAAAGGGAAAGACCUCUCUGACACGGCCAGCGAACGGCUUUCCUUCUGGGUUCAACUCACCAUUUCACACCGUCGAGUUUUCGGCUCUGGAAAGUAUCCCGUCAGGUGCUGGUUUUGGUUCGCAUGUUUUCCAAAAUAUCAGUGGCCAAGCCUGGGAUGCAGAAGACACCAAUCAUACCCGCGAAGACCAUGCAUAUGGCCCAAUACCAGUCCCAAAUAUUGUUUCUACCGCGGCAACCCAAGAUACCAAUGCUUUCUCCUCCAACCCAAAUAUAGAGAUGGAGAUCCCCAGUACUGAACAGCAGUUACCUUCCUCGGCCAUCGAGCCAGAGAAUAUUGGUCAUGUAUACGAUGAUACCAAUAGCAAAGCGAACCAUCUAGAAGAUCCAAGCGGUGCUGGUGUUGUGAAGCUCCAAGGCUCUAAUCACUCCUCUUCUAAGUCUGACAAAGCGGUCGAACAGAGCUGGGAGACCAGCACGACCGGGAAUGUAUACGUUCCGGCUCCUAUUCAAGGUCCCUGGGGUGAAGAAGACACGACAUUAAAUGGAAAGGGAAGCUAUCAACAGCAAAGUCAUGAUACAAAUAUAUGGAGGAACCAAGCGGCUUCCCCAUCGCCUACAUAUCCCCAAGGGGAAUCCAAUGGCGUAAUCGAGCAAUCACAGAGGCCAGCGAGGAGAAAUGAUCGUUGGUCUUCUGAUCAUUCUCCACGUACGUCAAGAAGAAUUCCUCGACAAUUCGAAGGAUCCUGGGACGACAUGAUUCAAGACGAGCAAAAACUGGCUCGAACUCAUGUUUCUUCGCCCUUACCUACCCCUGCAUCGGCACCACCGCCAACGCCGAAACAGGUUCCCAAAUCCAACGGUUUCUUGGCAUCACCAUUUAUUCGUAAAGUUCCGACGGAGCCUGACCCCAACCCCAAUCAACGUCCAAUUCGAUCACCCAUCGCUCUCAACAAGCUUGAUGAACGUAUUGACCUCGUACUCCCUCGACCUACGAAAGAGGACCAGGAACUUUUCAACCGUCGCACAAAGACCCGCCGGCUGUGCAAUGAACAUCAUUUGAGGUCGAAAUGCAACAAUCCAAGAUGUCCACACGAUCACGAAGAGAUCACGGACGGUAUGUAUCUGGUACUUCGGCAUAUGGCCCGCAAGGCAGCAUGCAGCAUUGGCCCAGACUGUCGCCGCCACGACUGUUUCGCGAGCCAUCAUUGCUCCAAUGUUUCGAACGUGUCGUCUUGCGCCAGGCCCAAUUGUCCUUUUAGAUCCCGAAGAAUGCAUGAGAUCACCGACUUCGAAGUGGUGAGGAAAAUUGAACCACCUGCAUCGGAAGAAGCAUGA
Molecule: messenger RNA, 2022 nt
Organism: Rhinocladiella mackenziei CBS 650.93
Lineage: Eukaryota; Fungi; Ascomycota; Eurotiomycetes; Chaetothyriales; Herpotrichiellaceae
Exons: 4
Coding region: 1-2022 (673 amino acids)
Source: RefSeq, a predicted model, not a curated record